AUGAAAUACACUAAAUUGCACUUUAUGUUGUCAGUUCUUGGCAUUAUAAUCUAUAUAACUGAUUUAAUUGUGGACAUUUGGGUAUCUGUCAGGUUUUUCUAUGAAGGACGAAAUGUUUUUGGUAUUUUAACAGUAAGCUUUAUGCUCUUUGGAACACUUGUGGUACAGUGUUUUAGUUACACUUGGUUCAAGGCUGAUUUAAAGAAAGCAGGCCAAGAAAGUCAGCACUGUUUUCUUCUACUUCAUUGCUUGCAAGGAGGAGUUUUUACAAGGUAUUGGUUUGCCUUGAAAAAGGGUUAUCACGUGGCUUUCAAAAAUAUCAGCAAAACUGAUAACUUUAUAGAAGAACAAAUUGAUCCACAUAAAGAAGUUAUAGAUAGAAUGACUGAUUUGAGCAUGCUCAGGCUAUUUGAGACCUACCUGGAAGGCUGCCCACAAUUUGUUUUGCAGCUCUACAUCUUUCUGGAACAUGGUCAAGCAAAUUUCAGUCAGUAUGCAGCCAUUAUGGUCUCUUGCUGUGCUAUUUCUUGGUCAACUCUUGAUUAUCAAGUAGCUUUAAGAAAAUCCUUGUCUGAUAAAAAUCUUCUUAAAGGAUCCUGUCCCAAAUUCACAUACCUCUUUUACAAGUUAUUUACAUUAUUAUCUUGGAUGCUGAGUAUUGUACUUCUUUUAUUCUUAAAUGUUAAGAUUGCAUUAUUUCUAUUGUUAUUUCUUUGGUUUUUAGGGUUAUUGUGGGCAUUUAAAAAGCAAACUCAGUUUUGUGCUUCUAUAAGUAUGGAAUUCUUAUAUAGAGUUGUUGUUGGAUUCAUUCUUACUUUUACUUUUUUUAAUAUUAAGGGACAGAAUACCAGAUGUCCAAUGUUUUGCUACUAUAUUGUAAGGGUACUGGCCACAGUGGGGAUAUUGGUUGUGUUCUGGGUUUCCCCAGUCUCUGUUUUUAAUUCAGACUAUUUUAUGCCCAUCAGUAUCACUAUAGCUCUUAGUCUUGUCCUUGGAAUUAUUUUUCUUAUUGUUUAUUACGGGACUUUGCACCCAAACAGAAAAGAAGAAACAAAACCUGAUGAAAUUGAUGGAAAAACAGCUCAAGGAGAUUGUAGAAUGAAGUAUUUUAUAAUGGACUAGCUAUUAAUUUGUGAGAUAUGUUUUCUUACUUCUUUGUUUCAUUGGUUAAUAAAGAAAAUGUUAUUGUAUGUGUUCUUAUUUUUGCCCAUUUAUUUUUUAUUUUACCUUU
Enhydra lutris kenyoni (northern sea otter) is the source of this 1231-nucleotide messenger RNA. RefSeq names its product XK related 9. The record is from RefSeq and is a predicted model, not a curated record. The transcript has 3 exons. Bases 1 to 1122 code for a protein of 373 amino acids. Gene Ontology annotation, cellular component: plasma membrane. Gene Ontology annotation, biological process: apoptotic process involved in development; phosphatidylserine exposure on apoptotic cell surface; engulfment of apoptotic cell. NCBI's taxonomy places the organism in Eukaryota, Metazoa, Chordata, Mammalia, Carnivora, Mustelidae.